Schistosoma haematobium is the source of this 1304-nucleotide messenger RNA. It is a transcript of the gene BAC2, whose product is annotated as Mitochondrial arginine transporter bac2. Gene Ontology annotation, biological process: transport. The record is from RefSeq and is a predicted model, not a curated record. The transcript is spliced from 6 exons. Lineage: Eukaryota; Metazoa; Platyhelminthes; Trematoda; Strigeidida; Schistosomatidae. Bases 331 to 1149 code for a protein of 272 amino acids. Gene Ontology annotation, molecular function: transmembrane transporter activity.
UCAUUUAAUUCUCUAUUAAAAUGAAUAUAUAUACAUCAACUAUUCCUAAUAAGCCAAGAUUUUCAUACUAUGGAUAGUAUUGAUAAAACAACAAACGACAUCAAUAUAUCUAGAAAAUUGUUUUAAGUAUGUAAUCAUUGUCCAAUAUUUUUGUGUUUUUUUUGUUUUGAUAACUGUGAUUAUCUUCCUCAUGAAUAGACUAAUGUUUUACUAAAAUCUAUUUUAUUCAAAUCAUAUCAAGUUUAAAAAAAUUAAUAUUCAAACAAAUUAACUAAUUCCUAUUUCAAAUUGAUUCUUGAACAAUAUCAACAACAAACCAUUUUAUCAUCAAUGUCAAGACAAACAUUCAAUGAAUUUUUAGCUGGUGCUAUUGGAGGAUUAGCUGGCUUAACGGUUGGUCAUCCAAUGGAUACUGUCAAAGUUGUUAUGCAAAGUUCGUCGAGAAAUUUAACAUUUAAAGAAGCGACUGAUUCGAUUCUUGAAACCGGACUAAGACGAUUUUUUACUGGGCUUGCAAUUCCGUUUUAUUCAUAUGGAUUUAUCAAUGCCGUAGUAUUUACUGCAUACAAAGAGUCACUAAGUAUAUUUGAUGCAACUGGUCAGUCCCCAUUUGCAAAUGCUAUGGCCGGUGCUAUAUCAGGAGCUGUACAAUUGAUACCAGCUGUUCCAGUUGAAGUUAUUAAAAUACGACAACAAUCCAUAGCAAGUCAUCCAGGUGAAAAACAACUGACUGCUAGAAAAUGUAUUCAUACCAUUUUACGUAUGCAAGGAUUUACUGGAUUUUACUCAGGAACAAUUAUUCAAGCAUUUCGUGAUAUUCCAGGACUGACUGCUUAUUUUUAUGCUUAUUCUGAAUCAAUAAAAAUAGGAAAACAUAUUGGUUUGUCAACAUUUUGGUCUGCUUUUAUUGGUGGUGCAAUAAGUGGAGCAUUAUCUUGGUGUGUUUCAAUGCCAUUUGACGUAAUAAAAACAAGACAACAAGUUGGUAAUGGAAUCACAAUUACGAAUGUUCUAAAUACACUAUUAAAAGAAAAAAGCUACAAAAUAUUUUUCCGUGGAUUUAACGUUGUUAUCACUAGAGCAUUUGUAGUUAAUGCAUGUACAUUCGCUGUCUACGAAACAGUUUAUGAACAUCUUAAAAAAUAUUAGUGAUAUUGGAAUUUGUCUUAUUUUUGCUGCUCAAUGCGAUUGUUUUUAUAAAGUUUGGAAAAUAUUUUAUUGAAAAGAUUUAUUAUUCAGAUUGUUAGUUAAAAAGAUUUGGUUUGUUAUUUACCGAUAAAGUAACUGAUAUAAAUUGAAGUAGC